CCUCCUCCACGGCGGGCUCCGAUGGUGGCGAUUCGAAUCCGAAGAGCAAAACCUAUUAUUCUCUCCAUCCGCAACGCUUCCACCCGAUUCGUCCACUCCUCUUCAUCCCACCCGUCCAUCGCCUCAUCGAUGGUGUCCGAUCUCCCACAGCUCGCCCCCGAUGACGAGGCCGUCGUCUCCUCCGCCGUCUCCAUCCUGCGGGAGCUCCGCUCCAAGCGCCGCUGGACCUUCCUCAAGUCCGUCCACCUGGCCGGCUUUUCGACCGCCCAGUUCGCUCACAUCCUCCUCCGCAUCCGCAACAACCCGCGCCUCGCCCUCGGCUUCUUCAUCUUCUCACGCCGCCACUCCCUCUGCCGCCACGACCCCCUCUCCUUCGCCGCCGCCGCCCACGUCCUCGCGCGCCACCGUCGCCGCCCCGCUGCCCUCUCCCUCCUCCAGGCUGCCGUCCGCUCCCUCGACCCCUCCUCCUCCCCCUACACCGACGUCGAGGGGAUCAACGGGCCGCCGGAGAUCUUCAGAACCCUAUCGAGGACCUAUCACGCCUUCGACUCAGCUCCCUUCGUCUUCGACCUCCUCGUGCAGGCUUACCUCCAGGUCAAGCGGCUCGAUCGGGCGGUCCAGAUCGUUCGGAUCCUGAGAUCCCGCGGCAUCCAGCCGUCCAUCGGCACCUCCAACGCCUUGAUCCGAUCGGUGUCUCGCGCGAAGGGAUCGGAUGCCGGCUUCCAAAUUUACAACCAUAUCUUCAAACCAGAACCUGCUGGCUGCGAUGGAGUUGGUGUUAAGCUUAGGGUUUCUCCCAAUGUGGGGACCUUUAACACCCUUCUCCUUGCUCUCCAUCGAGAAGGGAACUUGGAGAGACCGAAGGAGAUCAGAGACGAGAUGGAGAGUGUUGGAUGCGAUCCAAACGUCUUCACCUACAGUAUUCUAAUGGCUGGAUACUGCGACGAAGGCAUGAUGGAUAGUGCGAGAGGAUUUUGGGAAGAAAUGGCAGCCAAGGGAAUCAAACCUGAUAUCAUGUCAUUCAACACUUUGAUCAGUGGUUACUGCAAGGUAGAAGAGAUGGAGAGGGCCGAAGAUCUCUACAGACAGAUGAUAUUGAGUGAGAUCGAGCCGACCGUGACCACGUUCGAGCAGUUGAUUAAGGGUCAUUGCAAGAUUGGAGAUAUCGAUUCCGGGCUUCUUCUGUACCAGGAUACGAGGAGGAGGGGAUUUGGGAUGGAGGUCUCAGUUGUUGAUGAGUUGCUUGUAGCAAUGUGUGAGAGGAGGAGGGUUGCAGAGGCGUUGAGAAUUUUGAGAGAUGAGAUGAGGAGAGAAGAGUUUACGCCGAGUCGGUUGAGCUAUGAGGUGUUGAUCAGAGGUCUGUGUGAAGAAGGGGAUAUUGAGCAGGCAUUGAAGCUUCAGGCUGAGAUGGCUGGUAAAGGGUUUGGAAACAGCUUCGAGGUCUAUAGUGCAUUCAUACAUGGAUACAGGAAGCAAGGGGAUAUCGAGAAGGUAGAGAGAUUAAAGGAUGAGAUGAUUGUGAUGGGUGUAGGAAAAGGAGAGUAGGUAUCACUGAUCGGAAACAGGCCAGCUUUGUUCACAAGUUCUACGCUCACUGUGCCAUUGCCAUGAGUGUGGAAGUCAGAAGUUAAUGCAAUUCCGCAACAUGUUGAUGGCUUCAUAUUGAUUGGUGGGGUUCACUGUUUCUGUACAAGUACAUGAAAUUUGUAUAGUUUUGGGAUCAGGAAGAUGCACAAAUAAUCUUUAUCAUCACACAAAAUACUGAUGCAGCAUUUGCAAAAGAUUGCUUUGCAGGAGAAGAACAGCAACAUCAAUGUCAAUUAAAUGGUUUGGCAGUAGGAUGUGAAAUAAAUGGGCUAGCAUCUGUCUGUCAUAUAAGCUUCAAAGAAUUCUGCCGGUGAUUGUUUCUGCAGCAAAUAAAUGUUGAAGUAAUAACCAAGACCUGGGGAAAGAUAGUGGGUCUUGAUGAACCUACUGCGAAGCUAUGUAUUAGAUGGUUGGCUAGAGAUGUCUGGUUACUCGAAUUUUGGAAGCCUCUCUACAAUGGACAAAAUCUAAUAAUGAUGACGGAUCAGUGCUGCAAAUCAUAUCAGUCAAAUUAUAUCACUAGGAAGCAACAAGCCACAAGUUGAAAGAUGAUGGCCAGUGUAGAGCUCCAUGGGAAUUAACAGACCCAUGAUUGUGCCUAGGAAGCUGUCAAGUGGAGAUCACAAAUGAGACUGGCUCCCAAUAAAAUGUGAAAAGGAUGCUUUCCAUUUUCUAGCAGAAAUAGUUAAGAGUUGGAAGAAUGAGGUAAAACAAAUAGGUUUAGAAGAAAGAUCCAGUCACACUUGUCCAAGGAACCUCCUGAGUAGCAUCUCCAGGUAAUCAUCCUCCAUUAGAAAAAUAAAAAUAAAACAUUGAGUUGCUCCUGAUGAUAUUGUCCAAAAAGAUCGGGAUAGAUAGCAUGUUGUUCAUUGCAUAUCGCAUAGUACACAAAUUUAAUUGGUCAUGCAAUGAACAACAAGAGAAUAGCUCCAUUAUUAAAUUGUUGUGUUUGUGUAAGAAUGUGGUGAGCAAAGACUAAACGAGAUGAGAAAGAAAACGAAAGGCGUCCUAUUGAAAGAAAGAAAAUGAAAAUUAAAUGGUGUUCUGUCCUUGCAAGUAUAGGUGCAAGUACAAGUAAACUUGCAAGACAAUACUGUAUAGUAUACAAGGAUGUGGAGUGAAUCUGAAAACCCUAUAUGUUUUGCCAUGGAACAAAGAGACACUGCCAAGAAAACUAGAUAUGUAGAUCAGCCAUCUCGGCUAGUCAGCACCAGGUUGGAUAUGUAGCUCAGGCUCAGCCAUAAAAACUAUUACUCAAUGAACUAUUAGAUGAACAACCAUCUUUCAUACAUAAAGCUAGGUCUUGGGUAAGAUUGAAUGUAGAUUGUUCUGACCAUCAGAUGCGAGUUGGGGACUUGGUUUUCUAUUAAGGAACUAAGUUGAGAAAUGCAGCUUGUACAACGAGGCUGCUGCUUUUCGUGAGGGUCUUUUUGCUGCUAGGCGAAGAAGCGGCUUCCCCAAGUUACACGUUUGUGUUCUGCUAAUCAUUUUCCUGUCUAAUACGGGGUUGCGUCACAUGUACGCAGUCCCAUCAUACGAGAAAAUAUCCUGUCGUUUGAUGCAUCAACCGGAACUCAAUCCCACACGAUC
This is a messenger RNA of Musa acuminata AAA Group (dessert banana), 3177 nucleotides long. Its product is annotated as pentatricopeptide repeat-containing protein At2g15980. The transcript is spliced from 3 exons. Bases 22 to 1545 code for a protein of 507 amino acids. The record is from RefSeq and is a predicted model, not a curated record. NCBI's taxonomy places the organism in Eukaryota, Viridiplantae, Streptophyta, Magnoliopsida, Zingiberales, Musaceae. Gene Ontology annotation, molecular function: protein binding.